AUGCCUCCCUCGCCACCGAGUCGCUUCGCGCUCAAUCCUCCGCGAGAAUUCGGAUACAAAGAUUGGGUCAUCAACCUUCCAGUUCCGCAAUUCCUGCACCAUGAUCAGAACGACCACGCUCGCGUCCAGGUACUAAUCCAUUCCAUUGAGACUCGAUUUGGAAAGGACCGCUGCUUCUACAGCUUCAUGCCACAUCAGAGCAAAUCACGACCAGAUAAGAUCGAAGUCACACAACUCUAUGCCUUCCACGAGGUCAAGCAUUGGCCUGGCUCCUUGCAGCAACUGGAAUGGACAUCUUUUGUCAUGGCCAAUAUCGAGUACGACGACAUGAUCAAGGCGUAUGGGCCGAGCGCGAGUCUGACAGUCCCAGUCCUCCCCGCUACCGCGCUCGAGAUCUACUCCAAAAUGGAAUUCCAUGAAGGUGCCGGGUUGGCUCGGAUCUGCCAUAAGACAGGAAAAACAAUCGGCCAGGUCAUCGAAGGAAACAUCAAGCUUUACGCACAAAAUAAUGGAUCUCAAGAGAUAAACCUCAACUUUGACCUACUGGAGCAUGAUACCACUCUGGCUAUGGUCUCAUCCCCUGAGCAUUCGGACACGCAAAUACCACUGACCUCGUCACCUGUGCGCAAGGAUGCACCUGCGAUCUCCACCAACGACACUUCGAUCACCGACCCGCGUCUCCUAGCCCACGACUCCGCCGUCUCAACAGCUGGCAACGAAACCGCCGAAGGAGCGAACGUGCCCCAUCAUACUGAGACCAUCCGCACCAUGCGCAGUAUUCCUGGGUGGCAGAUCCGACAAGUCGCGAAGAAUCCUAAGCUUUUCGCUCAAGUCCAGAAAAAUCAUCAAGCAUGGCUUGACCGGUCCUUCAAGAGAAUCCACAUUCUGUGCGUGCGUCUCGUCUGCCGCCGGCCAGGAAUGGAGAAGGUGCCCUGGAGUCAGUGCGGCAGGAUCGCUAACGAUUACAUUCGGCAACUGUUCGACCACGUGUUGGGGAUCGGGAUGAGAAAAUCCAAGGUCAAGUUUGACUUGACACGUGCCCGCCCUGGCCCGAUCGACAGACAACUUGACUUCCUCUGCUUCUGCUAUUCACUCGAGGAUCCGCUGCCGCCUCAGGGACCGGCUCGCAGUAUCAAGGCCCGAACGCAUGCUAUCAGGGCGCUCAACAGACAGAGAGAAAUCAUCGAGCAAUGGAAGGUGGAGUUGAAGAGCAGGGCCGAGAAAGAAGACGGCGAGAGAUAUCGGAAGGAAAAUGGGAUGCUCAUUGAUCUAUGGAGGGGCACCACCGAAACGUUUGCGGAGUACGAGGAAAGAAUGAGAAACACUCUGAAGGCCUGA
Molecule: messenger RNA, 1338 nt
Organism: Exophiala xenobiotica
Lineage: Eukaryota; Fungi; Ascomycota; Eurotiomycetes; Chaetothyriales; Herpotrichiellaceae
Exons: 2
Coding region: 1-1338 (445 amino acids)
Source: RefSeq, a predicted model, not a curated record